This is a messenger RNA of Cydia fagiglandana, 3798 nucleotides long. RefSeq names its product protein N-terminal asparagine amidohydrolase (gene Ntan1). The transcript has 8 exons. Lineage: Eukaryota; Metazoa; Arthropoda; Insecta; Lepidoptera; Tortricidae. The record is from RefSeq and is a predicted model, not a curated record. Gene Ontology annotation, cellular component: nucleus. Gene Ontology annotation, molecular function: protein-N-terminal asparagine amidohydrolase activity. Gene Ontology annotation, biological process: ubiquitin-dependent protein catabolic process. The coding region runs from base 183 to 1190 and encodes 335 amino acids.
AUAAUUUGCGUAAAAUCCCUCGCAGCACUCAUGUUUACAAAGUGGACUUGGAACUAUAUAAUCGUAUCACUUCAAUAAUAAUUACUAUAGUUUACUAAUUUCUUUAUCGCGUAAUUAAGUGGUGCAUUAUCUGUAGUUACGUCUCAAGUUAUUAAUAAAUAAGAUUGUAGUUAAAAGUGAUAAUGAUGGUUGCCAUGAAUGUUAAGAGUUUGUGUAUUUUUGUGUUGGUUUGUGUGAAGAGUGUCAGCAUGGUGGUGGUGCUGAACGGGGUGCUGGCGGAGGAGUGCCCCACGUCGGUGCGCGCGCUGCUGGCCGCGCACCCCGGCUACCGCGACGCGGCCGCGCAGCUGCUCGCGGCCGCGCCGCGCGUCGUCGGCACGCCCGGCCUCCUCUACGUCGCGCAGCGGGAACUGGCCGCCGUCGUGCCACACGACAAAAAUGUAAAUAUCAUCGGUUCAGAUGACGCCACAUCAUGUAUUAUAGUUGUUGUGAGGCAUUCAGGAUCAGGAGCAGUCGCCCUAGCGCACCUCGACGGCUCCGGCACGGCAGAGGCCGCAGCAGCCAUGGUGGCCAGGGUCCAGCAGCUAGCAGUCGGCUACCCUGAGGGCAGACUCGAGCUGCAACUGGUCGGGGGCUUCACCGACCCGCACAGAUACUCCGAUGAGCUAUUCGCGAAUAUCAUGUUGUCAUUCCACCGGCUGUCGGUGGAGAUCGACCUGACGCUGGCGUGCUGCUGCGAGCUGAACACGGCGCUGGGCGGCGGCGCGCCCGCGCCGCUGGUGACGGGCGCCGGCGUCGACGUGCGCCAGGGAGACCUGUUCCCCGCCACCUUCCCCGACAAGGGACCAGAGCAGCCGCUACGAGGAGCCAGGACUAUCACCGGAGGGCCACAUUCCGCUCAGGUGUUGGACAUAUACGACAACGCGGUGGGCAUGCUCCGCAUCGGGCCGUUCAACUACGACCCGCUGCGCGGCGUGGACCUGUGGCUCGAGCAGUCGGACGACUUCAUCCUGCAGCACCUGAGCACUACUCCGGCUGUGGAGCCUCCACACUUCGUACAUCACAUCCGCGCCACGCUGAAGUUCAUCCAGCAGCACCCGUUCCCGGCCGUGACCGUGUUCGCCGACAACCGCCCGCACUACUACCGCCGCGACGAGCAGAGCGGCUGCUGGGCCCCGGUCCGCUUCUAGGCGAUUAUAUCCGGCGAGGGCAACCACCCACCGCCGUGAUGGACAAAGCGGUGGCUAGCUCUCUCCAUCACGGCGGUUCUAACCGGUUCUAAGGAGCGGUGCCGUUCCCAAACAAUCGGCCACCCUAUACCGGCGCGAAGAAUAGAAUGGUUGCUGGGCUUCGGAAUGGUUAAACCGGACUAUAACCGGUUCUCGAGGGCUAUGUGGAUUACACUAUAUUGCCGUGAUACACGGGGCGGCUAUUAGACCUAGGUUCGAUUUGAACCGAUAAUGUCUCGAUAGGCUAUAUUGUACUAUUUAGCCGGUUCUCACCUGUAUACGACAUUUAAUAAAUAUUCUCUGGACCGAGGAAAAAACUUAUAGCCUCUAACAUUUGUCAGAAUGACAGAAUGUUAUGUUUAAGUACACUGAAUAAAACAGUUCAAAUGUGGCCGGCAAAAAUACAUACAUAUACAAAGCAUAAUAAAAUAAACCGCACAAAUUGUUUGUAAAUGUUGAUAUUAUGAUCUAUCCUAUGGCACAUCAAAAUUCCCUACAGAUAAUAAUUCAUCUACAGGAGGGUUCCAAGCGGAUAAUAUAAAAAAAAUUGAAAAUGAUAUAAAGAUUUCCCAGUUAAAAUUGGAUGCCCUCAACGCGUAACAGUCUUCAAUUGUGUUGCCGUAUUCUCCAAGCUCAGUGAGCUCUAAUUAAAACUUAUGUACCAAUGUCACGGCUGUUGCGCUUUUUUGAACAGGACUUAAUGCUAAUAUGACAUUAUAAAAUAAAUGAAAAAAAAAGUAGAAAUCACAAACAAAUGAGCAAAAUAAAUAAUACUUGACCGCAUGCGGCCCCAUAAUAUUUGUGAAGUUUCCUAUUACCUACUUAUGAAUUAUCUAUGAAUCUAUGACAAUUGUGCUGAAUAGGUACUGCACAUUAUUAAAUGUGAUAAAUAAACUAUUAGUAUGUAAUAAUUAUUAUAGAGUGACGUUGUUCAUAUGACGGAAUAGACAUUAUGCAAUGCUGGUUCAUUAUUUAUGGCACAGACUAGUGACAAUCAAUAUGAAACCGCUACGGACCUCAUAUGAUUGGCAUAUGUUCAUUGUUUUUUUUUUUAAUAAUUUAAACAACGGAACGAAAUGUUACAAUAUUACAAUUUACUGUAUGGUUUCAAUUGUUAACAAUAUAUACAUAUGUGGCUUUCCCUCAGAGAAGGGUUCUUAUGCUUCAUGUGCAAUAAGGACGUUUCCACGUGAAAUUCCAACAGAUUUUCUGCCAAUAACGUCCUUAUUGCACAUGAAGCAUAAGGACUUUUCUCUGAGGGAAAGCCACAUAUGUUCAUGUUUAUAAUAAUCAAUUAUUACAUUUUGUCUGUAAAACCGUAUCGUUUGGUAUAAGGAGUGUUGUUUUAUAGGUGCGGUUAUAAAUUGAGUAAUAUGUUUUAGUGGUGUAUUCCCAUUUGUCCCCGCGGGGACCAGAUGGGAAUAGGAGCAUUCAUGUGAACAAUUCUCAUCUGUCCCCGCAUUAUGUGUGGCACGUGGGGCGGGCACGAAUGGAAAUACACCGUUUUUGUCUGUAAAUAAUAUGACAUUAAUUUUAUUUACUAUUUUUGUUAAGUUAACUAUUAUUUUGUAUAUUUUGGCUUACCAUGACUGCAGGCUUCUUUUAAUUAGUUAAACACAGAGUGGGAUUAGUAUUCGGGUUGGCAACAUUCGCAAUAUAUUUGUGCACAUUUUUGUAAUUAUGGCUGGACCCCUCCAUAUAAUUUAUAACCUUAAAACGCAAACAUGUAGCCUAAUGAAAUAAUAGCUGUCACCGUACCCAACUAAGUGGAAAAUACUAUACAAUAAGGGCCCGAUUUAAGAGUCCGCCUAAGCUAACCCUUCACCGACUUUGACAUGACAAAAGUGUGGAGGUACAGUCGACGUCAAAGAUUUUCACCUUAUUAAAAAGGAGUCAGGUGUAAGUGUAAACAUAUCUUUGACGUCGACUGUACCAUUAUAAAAGUCAUACAUAAUUACAUAUUUAUAGUAAUUUCAUGCUUCAUACAUUUCCUUGUUUAAACUGUUAAGUAAACAAAGAAAAGUCUGUGCAAAGUUAGCUCGGUCCGACUCCAGCCAGCUGACAGCAGGUUGUGUUUCUGUCAGAAUAUUUAGUAGUGUAUCUAUAACACUGUUGUACUUUUAGUUGCCAGUAGUAGUAAUAAUAUUUUUUUAAUGGGUAAGAUUUCCCUAUUCUAAAGUAAAGACGCUAAGCACGAAGAAUUUCGUACAUUGACCCGCCUGUUCCUUGUUCGCCUGUUCUCGCGCAUAUAAUUAUAUUGCUGUCUCGCAUGGGCGGGACAGCAAUACAAUUACGUGCUUGCGAUAGAGAUAGAAACAGGCUGGUCGAUGUAUGAAAUUCUUCGUGUUAACGUCCUUACUUUAUGAAACAAAGCUAUGAAAUUGUAUGUCGUCACUAUGAUAGAAUGACAUACCUAUUGAAUUGACAUAUAUUAUGUAAAUUAGCCUCAGACAAACUUGAAAGAUGAAUCUUGUAAAUAAUAUAGUGAACAAUUAGUUAUAAGUUAGUUAAUGUCGUUAAUAGUUAUUGUUUUGUGAAUUAUAAUGAAUAUAUUGAAAGUUCAAAAGUU